GGCCGACUGCGCUCCGGCGAUCGACUUUUGGAGGUCAACGGCGUGGAAAUGACGGUCAAGACUCAGAGCGAAGUGGUUAGCCUUUUGCGCAACAUUCCCAGUGGCGGUGUCGCCCGUCUCCUAAUUUCCCGACAGGAAACGGAAGAAGAAAUCCAACAGUCGAACCAACUGCAAAAUCAACAAGUUCAAUCGUCGUCUCAGCUUCAAUCGUCGACUCAAACUCAGAAGACGAGCCCCAAAUUGCCCAGGCAGAUGAAAUCCAUCAGCAGGGCCAGCGAAGAGAGUCUGCUGCUCCUGCCCUGGAAGCAGCGCGAGAUUCUCACGCUCGACAUUCCCGUCCACGACACGGAAAAGGCCGGCCUCGGCAUUUCAGUCAAAGGCAAGACGACUUCGUCAUCGGGAAAUGGCACCAGCGACCUGGGCAUCUUCAUCAAGUCGGUCCUGCACGGAGGAGCCGCUUCCAGGGACGGCCGGCUCUGCACCAACGACCAGCUCCUUCACGUCAACGGCGUCUCUCUGCAGGGGCGAUCCAACACGGCUGGAAGGUCAGUCGCAGGACGACACGGUGAACGGAACGGUUCGACUGGGCGGCAACGGGGGCGACAGCUCCGGCAGUUACGAUCAUUCCGGAGGCAGCAGCGACCAAUCCGGUUCCACCGUCAUUUUUGUCAGCGGAAGCGGAUCAGACAGUCGUGAGAGAAAUCUCAUGAAAGACAAUCGACUCUCCGGAAUCUCUUCUGACCUCCGCAACGAGAGUUACUACCGGGCCACGCACGAAACGUGGAACACGACGCAGUUGCAGGAGACUUUGAUGAGUUCGUCGAAAUUGAACGGUGGGCACCAGACGAGUGUGGUGCAGCAGGGUCCAGGGCGGAAGCAGCAUUCGCAAAACAGCCCAACGGUCCACUUGACGCCGGGCGAGGUGGUUUCGAUUGACGGUGAUUACCUGCCGCAGUCGAGGCCACGCCCACCCUCUAUGAUGUUGAUGUCGACGUCCAACGGUUCCUCGGUGGCCUCUACACCGGAUACGACCAUGAACUUGCCUUGGCAGCAGCAACAACAACAUUCCAAUAAUAACAUUCGUGGUCCCGGUGGUCAACGCUCUGGACCGACGGAUGGACGCGACCGACCGUGGCCCAAUGCCGAGCAGCCGCAGCCGCCCCAGAGUCCCCUGUCGGAAACAUCCAUGCGAUCCGAUGGACGUCCCAGCGAUUCGGAAGCGCCCACCUACACCAGCCAUAAAGCUGAAACUGCUGACGUCUUGUCUUGACCAAUCCGUUUCAUUAGCAUUCUCCAAAUUUCUUUAAAAGGGAAGAGUCGGUGGAUAUUAAAAUAAACGCAUCACGAACUGUUCACCUCAACCGGUUUACGAAAAUAGAUCUACGGACUAUGGCUAUCACGUUGUUGCCCUCGUCCUGUCGGCAAGGUCGUCGCAGCUUGACAGACUGCUUCUCCUGAUCGAUAAUACGGUAUUCUUUAUUGUGAAGAUCAUGGUUUCGGUCAUCAUCCACCCAUCAUACGGCAUUAUAUUUUCCUAGAUUUAGAGCUACAUUUUAAUUUUAACAACGGAGCAGAUGAUUCAUUCGCGGAAAGAAACAUGUCAGAUUGAUUUGGCCGGCCAAGCUCAAUUUACUAUAAAACAUUUUCUUAUUAUUGUUGCUGCUAAAUCGAGUGAACUCAUCUUGAAUGAAGAAUUUUCCCGAUCCAUGACACCGGUUUCAACUUAUUAAAUAAAGAAAUCACCUCCCGUU
Messenger RNA from Daphnia pulex (common water flea), 1751 nucleotides. RefSeq lists its product as uncharacterized. Bases 404 to 1270 code for a protein of 288 amino acids. Lineage: Eukaryota; Metazoa; Arthropoda; Branchiopoda; Diplostraca; Daphniidae. The transcript is spliced from 4 exons. The record is from RefSeq and is a predicted model, not a curated record.